This is a messenger RNA of Nycticebus coucang (slow loris), 5766 nucleotides long. RefSeq names its product cationic amino acid transporter 4-like. Gene Ontology annotation, molecular function: amino acid transmembrane transporter activity. The coding region runs from base 3569 to 5470 and encodes 633 amino acids. Gene Ontology annotation, biological process: amino acid transport; transmembrane transport. Lineage: Eukaryota; Metazoa; Chordata; Mammalia; Primates; Lorisidae. The transcript has 5 exons. The record is from RefSeq and is a predicted model, not a curated record. Gene Ontology annotation, cellular component: plasma membrane.
AGUUUAUUUCUUCCUUUCCAAUCUAGAUUCCUUUUAUUUUAUUUUCUUGCCUAAUUGCCCUGGCUAGAAAUUCCAGUAUGAAAGAAAUAUAAGUAGCAAGGGUGAACCUCCUUAUAUUGAUCCUAACCUUAGGGAAAAGUUUUCAGUCUUUCCCCCACUUCGUAUAUCAGCUAUGAGUUUUUCAUACUUUGUCUUUAUCAGGUUGAGAAAGUUGCCCCCCCCCCGCACCUUUUAAAAAAAUUAUUAUUAUGGAGUCCUGGUGUGGUGGCUCAUGCCUGUAAACCUCACAUUCCUGGGAUAAAUGCCACUUGGUCCUUUUUGUAUUUUGCUGAAUUUGAUUUGCCAGUACACUCAUCCCUCAGUAUAUAUGGGAAAUCAGUUCCAGAACCCCUGAGUAUGCCAAAAUCUGUACAUUCUCAAGUCCCAAAGUCAACCCUGUGAAACCUGCUCAUGGGAAAAGUCAGCCCUCCAUAUACAUUGGACUCACAUCCCGGAAUACUAUGAUUUUUUUUUUUUUUUUGAGACAGAGCCUCAAGCUGUCGCCCUGGGUAAAGUGCCGUGGCAUCACCGCUCACAGCAACCUCCAACUCCUGGGCUUAAGCAAUUCUCUUGCCUCAGCCUCCCGAGUAGCUGGGGCUACAGGUCCCCACCAUAACACCCGGCUAUUUUUUGGUUGUAGUUGUCAUUGUUGUUUGGCAGGCCCAGGCUGGAUUCGAACCUGCCAGCUCCGGUGUACAUGGCUGGUGCCCAAGCCGCUUGAACUAUAGGCGCCUGCCAGAUCUGUAGCUUUCUUUUCUUCUUUCUUAUUUUUUUUUUUUUAAGACAGAGUCUUAGUCUGUCAUCCUGGGUAGAGGGCUGCGGUGUCCUAUCUCACAGCAACCUCCAACACUUGGGCUAAGUGAUCCUCUUGCCACAGCCUCCAGGUAGCUGGGACUACAGGCAUCCACCACCACACUCAGCUAGUUUUUCUAGUUUUAGCAGAGACGGGGCCUCACUCUUGCUCGGGCUGGUGUCAAACUUCUGAGCUCAAGCAAUCCACCCAGCUCAGCCUCCCAGAGUGCUGGGAUUGCAGGUGUGAGCCACCGCACCUGGCCUGUAGCUCUCUUUUGCAUGUUGUGUUUGGUGUCAGGGUAAUCCUGGCCUUCUAGAAUGAAUCGGAAAGUGUUCUCUUCUGUUUACUCUUAGUGCUUCAUCUUUACUGUGUCUUCACGGGCUUGCUCUGCGUGACUGCCUGGCUCAGUGAGAUCCCGGCACUCAGCCCAGCCACAUCCCCGGAAAUGUGCAAUUUAUUUCAUCAGCUACACUUGGCCUUGCAUGUCCAGGAUAUGUUGUGGCCCAUGUCAGGGACUGUGGUGAGAGCUCUUCUGUGGGAUUGAUAAAAAUUCAAUAUACCAUACGGUAAAUUUGCCAACCGUAAGGCCUUGGGGGAACUUCCAUUACAAAACUAUCCAAGCCUUAUGCUCUGAAAUGCACUUUUAUAGGCUUUCUUGAUGACUUUUUUUUCUUUCUUUUUUUGUAGAGACAGAGUCUCACUUUAUGGCCCUCAGUAGAGUGCCAUGGCAUCACACAGCUCACAGCAACCUCCAACUCUUGGGCUUAAGCGAUUCUCCUGCCUCAGCCUCCAGAGUAGCUGGGACUACAGGCGCCUACCACAACACCCAGCUAUUUUUUGGUUGCAGUUCACCCGGGGCCGGGUUUGAACAUGCCGCCCUCGGUUUAUGGGGCCAGCACCCUACCGACUGAGCCACAGGCGCCGCCCAUUUCUUGAUGACUUUUCAGGACAAGGGAUAUGAGCUUAGUCAUGCUUAGGUGACAUGGGGGCAGGUAAGGAGAUGUCAUCCCCAAAGGAAGUGAGAGGCCAUCUGAGAAGCUCCUCAAGGUGCCAUCAGCCAAGGGACCAAGGUGGCUGCCAAGGCAGAGUGUUCUCCAUGGGACCACCUUGUCUGGGAGUCCACCGUCCUGUCAUCAGCCCACCAAGCCAGGCUGGCUGCAGGUGCCCUGAGAUGCAGCACCAUGAACCACACACAGACCUGACGACCCAGCCCUGUAAAGUUCUGGAGGAAGCACAUGUCUGCUUGGGCCUGGCUACAUUGUUACUCUCUUACUAUGACUAAAUUAACACCCUACCACAGAAUGUUCUUGGUUUUAAAGAAAUGAGAAUGCUCGGGAGGCUGAGGCAGGAGAAUCACCUAAGCCCAGGAGUUGGAGGUUGCUGUGAGCUGUGUGAUGCCACGGCACUCUACUGAGGGCUAUAAAGUGAAACUCUGUCUCCACAAAAAAAAAAGAAAUGAGAAGAGCAGAAAGACCCUUCAGCCCCAGGAAUAAAAGAGUCCCCAUCAGUGUGUGUGGGCGGGGAUGUGGAGGCUGCCUGUGAUGUGAGGACUGGCAUGGGGGCACAGCACAUGGUGGCUGUCACGGAUAACCACAAACACGGAGUUGCUAUUGGGGUCCCCCAGGAGUCUCUGAGCCUGCAGCGGGAGCUACCAUGGGAGUCUUAGAGGGUCUAGGGCAGUGUUUUUCAACCUAUUUUAUAUCAUGGCACACUUGAACCUAUAGCUAAAGCUUCUAGGCACACUUAAAUUACGUUGAUCAAAAAAGAACAUACUUACUGUGCUUUGAAUGUCUUUUGAAAAUAAUUUAAUUAGAGCGGCGCCUGUGGCUCAAAAGGGUAGGUGGUGGUGAGUUCAAACCCAGCCCUAAAAAAACUGCAAAAAAAGAAAGAAAGAAAGAAAAAGAAAAUAAUUUAAUUAAUGAUCUUUAAUAAUUUUCACACAGACACCAGGUUGAAAAUCACUGCUCUGGAGCUCCUCCCUGGAGGGUGCAGGUUGUGUCCAGGAGGCUGCUUGCCUACUUGCAGGACAGGGGAGCUGAAGGCUCAGAGCAGCCAGUGUGAGUUCUGCCAGUUCAAAAAGCACUGUCAAAGGCUGCUCAGUCCUGCCCUUGUCGUGAAGAUGGCUGACCGCCACCCACUGUGGGAGAGACUCAGGCAUUGCCCAGGGCCACUCAUCUCCCUGUGCCUGAAGCCACAGCCCUCAUGCCACCCUGCGUUGGGGGGCCUGGAUGGUGCCCGCCCCCCGUGGAGUACACGUGUUGGGGGAGGGGUCUGGUGCAGUAGAAAGAGGGUUGGCUCUGUACCCCCAGACCCCCAUACACCUCAACCUCACCCCGGUGACCCGAGCUAGUCACUAACUGGUGUCUUGAGCUUCCUCAUCAGUGAAUGGGUCACAGUGAUAUGACUUCCCUAGAGCUCUGUGAGCUCCGGUUGUAACAUGCUGGGGGCAGGGGGGGCUCUCUGGGUGUGUCGGGAGGGUGGUGCUGCGAGCCAGAUGGGGCGCCUGAGGGUGGGGGCGGGCCGUGUGCGCAGGCGGCGCUGGCGGGAGGGACCGGCACAGCGCUCAGAUCUGCGACAGCGGCGGCGACAGCAGGUGGGUCGCAGCGGGUCCCACGGAGACGAGCUGGGACCAGUGUCUGGGGCCAGGGGAGGGACAGAACUGGCUCCUGCAGUAGCUGGGUGUGGAGCGCGGCGAGGUACAGGUAGCUGGCUUGGUGCUCCUCUCAGCUGCCUGCCAUGGUUCGCGGGCUGCCCGGUGCUGCUGGCCUGGCACGCUUCUUCCACAAGCUGAACAGGUUGAAGCCGCUGGAGGAGUCCAGCAUGGAGACGUCACUGAGGCGCUGCCUGUCCACGCUGGACCUGACCCUGCUGGGUGUUGGUGGCAUGGUGGGAUCAGGCCUCUACGUGCUCACAGGUGCCGUGGCCAAAGACAUUGCUGGCCCUGCCGUGAUCUUAUCCUAUUGUGUGGCCGCUGUGGCCUCCCUCCUGGCAGCCCUUUGCUAUGCAGAAUUUGGGGCACGCGUGCCCCGCACAGGCUCUGCCUACCUGUUCACCUACGUGUCCAUGGGAGAGCUGUGGGCCUUCCUCAUCGGCUGGAACAUUCUCCUUGAAUAUGUUAUUGGUGGCGCUGCUGUGGCCCGAGCCUGGAGUGGCUACCUGGAUUCCAUCUUCAACCACAGAAUCCGCAACUUCACUGUCACCCACGUGGGAUCCUGGCAGGUGCCCCUGAUGGGCCACUACCCGGACUUCCUGGCUGCCGGAAUCCUCCUUCUGGCCUCUGCUUUUGUCUCCUGUGGAGCUCGGGUCUCCUCCUGGCUCAACCAUACCUUCUCAGCCAUCAACCUGCUCACCAUCCUCUUCAUCAUCAUCCUGGGCUUCAUCCUGGCUGAGCCCCACAACUGGAGUGCAGAAGAGGGGGGCUUUGCACCCUUUGGCUUCUCAGGCAUCAUGGCUGGCACUGCCUCCUGCUUCUAUGCCUUUGUGGGCUUCGAUGUUAUCACUGCCUCCAGUGAGGAGGCCCGGAAUCCGAGGCGGGCUGUGCCUGUGGCCAUUGCCACUGCACUUGGCCUGGCGGCGGGCGCCUACAUUCUCGUCUCCACCGUACUGACCCUCAUGGUGCCCUGGCACAGUCUGGAGCCCGACUCCGCACUUGCGGACGCCUUCCACCGACGGGGCUACAGCUGGGCUGGCUAUAUUGUGGCAGCAGGCUCCAUCUGCGCCAUGAACACUGUCCUGCUCAGCAGCCUCUUCUCCCUGCCUCGCAUCGUCUAUGCCAUGGCUGUCGACGGGCUCUUCUUCCAGGUGUUUGCCUACGUGCAACCCCGGACACAGGUGCCUGUAAUGGGCAUCCUGGUGUUCGGGAUCCUCAUGGCCCUCCUGGCACUGCUGAUGGACCUCGAGGCGCUGGUCCAGUUCCUGUCUAUUGGCACACUACUGGCCUACACCUUUGUGGCUGCCAGCAUAAUUGUGCUGCGCUUCCAGAAGGCUUCUCCAUCCAGCUCCCCAUGCCCGGCCAGCCCUGGCCCCCUGUCCAAGGAGCACAGCUCUGUCUCAGACCACAUGCAGCUGGUGGGUGCAGAGCAGGCGUCAAUCCCUGAGCCUGGACAGCUGCGACCUGCCCUGAGGCGCUACCUGGGUUUCCUGAGUGGGUACAGCCCUGGGAGGGUUGUCACUUGGGCACUCUGCUUCCUGAUGGCUUCAGCCAUCACCCUGGGCUGUGUGCUGAUUUUUGGGGACUCGGGCCUCCCACAGUGGGGUUACAUCCUGCUGCUGCUGCUCAGCAGUGCUGUGUUUCUGCUCAGCCUCCUCAUCCUGGGGGCUCUCCAGCAACAGCCCCGGCAGGACACGUUUCAGAUCCCCCUGGUGCCCCUGCUCCCGGCACUCAGCAUCCUCCUCAACGUCUGCCUCAUGCUGAAGCUCAGCUACCUGACCUGGGUGCGGUUCACAAUCUGGCUGCUAAUGGGACUCGCUGUGUAUUUCGGCUACGGCAUCUGGCACAGCAAGGAGAACCAGCGGGAGCCCCCAGAGCUGACCAUCACCCGCUAUGUGGUGUUCCCCAGUGGCAGCCUGGAGGAGACCGUGCAGGCCGUGCAACCCUCCAGCCAGGCGCCACCCCCUGCACCCAGCCACACGGAGUAGCCGGCCACCCUCACCUGCCCUGCUCUCCCCCACCUCCUCAGGAGCCCCCUCUGUCCAGGGCAGCUUGGGUUUACCUGCUCAGUCUGGGGUCCCUAGGACCUUAGGACUUAGCCUAAGCACUGAGCUUCAGGUUUCCAGGAGGGAGCCUUGGCCAGCACUGGUGCACUGGCCUCUUAGCCCAGUGCCUUCCUGCUCCUGACCGACUCCAGCUCCCUGGAAGGUGAGGUGGGGCUAGUGGGGAGGCCCACAGGCCCAGGGAUCCAUAAUAAUAAUGGCUCAGCCAGCCAUAUGGUCUG